CUAUAAAAAUAAAUGGUCUAAGUGAUUAGACAAUAACACAUAACCUCAAAAAAUCAAUAUGAAGCUCAAAAUAAGUAUUAACUAAUUUGUUUACUACUAUCUUUAAAAACUUCGUUACAAAUAAUAAAAAUAUUCAUAGCUUGGAGUUAUCUAGAAAAAUCUUAGCAAAUAAGUGAGUUUGUAGAAUUUGAGGUAAUCAAUCAAGUAAACUGUGUCAUGGCUUCAGGUAGUUUCAAAAAGGGUUCUGAGGCAACAGAGACAAAUGAACCUUUCAAACGGCAAGGCUCAUUGCGAAAAGUUCUUCCUCCUAAACAAUAUGGAGAAUCAAUGCUUAGCAUGUCUGCCAAAAUGAUCGAACGUCCACAACAAUCUUCUUCGCAAACAAGUCUUUACAAGCAAGCUUACAGUCCAUUCUUCCAAGAGUAUAGUAUAAUGAGUGAAUACAACCUACUGACUAAGAAAUGUCUUCCAGGGCUCUAUGUUAUGCCCUCCGCUUCUUCUCCUUUAUUAUGGUUUGGUGUAUUGUUCAUCAAAAAAGGGCUCUAUCAUGGAGGUAUCUUUCGUUUCAAUUUGGAAAUUCCCGAGACCUUUCCUGAUUGCACAUGUCCGAAAGUUGUAUUCGAGUCUAAAGUCUUCCAUCCUAGUAUAGACAUUGCAACUGGCGAAGUUUUCUUGAAUCAAACAUUUCCGGAGUGGAAGAAAGAUGUGAACCAUUUAUGGCAAAUACUUGAACACGUAUUGCAGUUGUUUCUCAGCAUUGACGUCAAGGAUGCAGUCAACCAAGAAGCAUCUAAUCUCUAUGUGAACGAUAUGGAUGCCUUCGUCAACCGAGUGAAAGAGAGUGUAGACUCUUCUCAGAAUAAUUUGUUCGACGAACCGACGUCAAGUGAUCCUUACUAUCUCCGAUUCAAUCAAUAUGAUGAAACCCUCCAUAAGACAGCAAGAGAAGCUUUAAAGUCGGAAAUUAAAACAAAACGAUCUGACCAUGUGUCUGGACUAUCUUGGGUGCGCCCCGGCUCUUUGCAACCAUUUUCUCAAUCAUCUUCCUGAGGAACAAUUUUCUAUUUCAAUCGUAGCUGAGGAACACUUUUAUAAGCAUCAUCAUUUUGCCGUGGGAUUACCUUUGACUCAUCAAAGACAUCGAUCGCGAUGUCUGAAUAUUUUGAAUAAAACCUGAUUAGUCAUACUGAAACUCUAGAUAAGUAGCUCAAGAGAUGCAUGAACUGAUGACGAAUUACUGUUCUAGAGACUUAUAAUGCAGUGAAUUUCAUAUUUUUUUAAACAUAAAUAUAAUAUGUCUAUUCACUAACACUAGUAAGUAGUUUCGCGGUGUAGGUCUACUAAAGGUCUUUCAGUAUUAUAAAGUUAUAAUAGUGGGACGCUGAAUCUUUGAAUUGUUCGACAAAAUAAUGGAUUCGGUUAUCUUGGAGGCUGGAAAACCUUUCGAUCUUCGUAAACUUCUGAAGCAGUGUGUUUUAAUGAAUAUUAUCAUUAUAAAUAUCCUAUUAAUAAAUAAAUUUAAAAAUGAUACUAUAUUAUCAUGAUCCCCAAAUUUUUAAUUGGAAACUAUUAAAGGUGUCAACCAUAAACGUGAAUUAAAAUUUAGUGUAUUUACCAUGUAAAAAUAUCUUUUGACGUUGUAAAUAUUGACGAUAUAAACAACUAAGAUUUUUUUCAGUAUUAUAAUAGUGAAAAAUGUUUUAAUGUUUUGUUAUAAACACAUUUAAUUGUUGAUUAUACGUGUUUUAUUGUUUUUCAUACAAAAUGACAUUCCGUUUGUUUCUGUUGUUGUGAUACUUAGAGUAAAUAAUUCAUAAUAUAGCCAUAUAUCAUUAUAUAGUUAUGUAUUAAAUUAUUAAAAAAUCAGUCAAUAAGUUGGUGCAUUAUAUACUGGUGUCAUAACUAAUUGGCAUCCAUCAUUUGACCGAAGGAUCAUAACGAAAAAUGGCCAUGGUUUCUCACUCUCUUGACAUGUUAGAGGGGUAUUGCCAUUACAGAGAAAGUUCCAUUUUCAAGAACUAUCAUUUUUUGAUUCGCAGUAAUCGCACACAGUCUAUAUCGUACUGUAUGUGCAUAAAUUGACGUACAGAUAUCAUUCGUUCCGAAUCUAAACAAAUAGAAGUGAAUAUAGAAAUGGUAUAUUAAUACGGAUGUUUCACAGAGACAAGUAGUGCUUUUAACGAUAGUUAUAGACUCAUACUGACAAAGUUUUGUAGAAACAAGUAGUUCUAUGAAUGGCCGUCUCACAGGAACAAGUUCUCACAGAGACAAGUAUUUUCAUAGCGACAAUGUUUCGUAGAAAGUAGUAGUUCUAUAAAUGGCAUCGUUAAUAAAUUCUAUAAAUUAAUAAUAUAUUAUUGUCAUAAAUAGAAAAAAAAAUCAAAAUGAAAAUCAAGCAACAGUUCAAUAGAAACUGUAGAGUCAAUUAUUUUCCCCUGAUACCAACAAAGAUAAGUAACAACAUACAAAACUUUGUCUAAACCACU
Messenger RNA from Nilaparvata lugens (brown planthopper), 2486 nucleotides. RefSeq names its product AKT-interacting protein. The transcript is spliced from 8 exons. Bases 217 to 1050 code for a protein of 277 amino acids. NCBI's taxonomy places the organism in Eukaryota, Metazoa, Arthropoda, Insecta, Hemiptera, Delphacidae. The record is from RefSeq and is a predicted model, not a curated record.